AACAAGAGCAAACUAGGACAUUGGCUUCUUCAAUAUUGUAGCAUCUAAUUAUGGAUAUUACAAAUACAUCGUCCAGUGGAUACUCACUGGUUGAGUCAAAUAUGUCGGAUUCUACGUCAACAAUGACGUUGACAAACGUCACAACGGAGUGCACAACCGUGAUUUCUCCUAUGAAAGACGAUAUUGAUUUUAUUGAUAAAACACUUACACCUAUCAUUUAUGCAUUCGGAUUUCCGGGAAAUAUUUUAUCAUUUCUUAUUUGGAUACGUCCGCGCAUGCGCCAUUCUUCUGGUGUUUAUUUAGCCGCUCUUGCGUUAGUGGAUUUCAUAUUUCUAUUGCUACAUGUGCUUUUUGAACUUGAAAAAAUAUGGGAAGUCAAAACCAUAAAUAUGCCUGUCUUAUGUGAAAUAUUUCCUAUAAUAUUUCUAACGUUUCAGUAUUUGGCACCAUUGCUGGUGUUAGCGUUUACAAUUGAAAGAUAUAUAUCAAUUUGCCAUCCAUUUAAACGCGAGAGAUUUUGUACGACACGCAAUGCUGAAAUCGUUGCUGUUAUAUUGGCCGGAGUUUCUCUUGCAAUAUGUGCUAUACAAGGAUAUUUCUGGAAAUACGAAAACGGAGAGUGCGACGUCCGUAUAGAUGCACUUAACGGACAAAAUUAUUCUUUAUGGACCAUUUGGUCGUGGACAACAGAGCUGUUACUCUUCUUGGUUGUUCCUCUGAGUGUCUUAACAUUUAACAUUCUAGUUAUUAAAGAAGCAAAACGACUAUCCAACUACGAACACACGCAGUUGCAUGGGCGUGCCCAAAAGACUUCAGCUACAACUAUUAUGCUUUUAGCCGUGUCAUUUUAUUUGAUUUUCACCACACUGCCGGUAAGUGUUAUGUAUGUGUCAGUAGUGAACUUUGGCGAAGGGCCACUCUGCGGUGUUCAGGACGAAAAUCCAACAUGGAGAAAAUAUUACAUUUAUCACCUGGUCAGAACCGUUGUUGAUGAGAUAGGAAUAACUCAUUUUGGGCUAAACUUUUAUAUUUAUCUCAUAACUGGCAAAAUGUUUAGAAACGAAUUUAAGAAAAUGUUUUUGGGUUUUCUGCAUAGAACUGUUCCCGAAAAGAUUCGGACUGAAUAUACUUCUAUGGCAAGAACAAGUCUGCGUGGAAGCCUUAAGAAAAACACGACUGUAAGAAUCAACUCAAAUGGAACGACAGGGAUGUCAAUGGACAAUGGCGUAAGAGGGAGUGAAACAAACUUGUGAUCUAAGAACGGAAAACCCCUUUAAUGUGUAAAUGUAUGAAUGAAAGCGAUUUAUAUGGAAACAUGAAUCAGAAUCGCUGAUUCUUGGAUGUUAAUGCGUAUGUGUGAAUAUCGUUUUUGUGACAAUCACUUUUAAUAAGGACAUGCAUAAUGAUUUUUGCACGUUUAUAUAUUAACCGUAAUGCAAUUCUUUUCGUUGAAUGCCAUUCAAAACAAUUUCGUACGAAGCAGUUUGUAUUUUUCUUACUGUUACAUUUCAAUAGACAUGUCAUGUAAACGUUAAGUAGUACUAGAAAUAUACUCCCAAUGUUAGAAAUAAUAUUCUGCCUUUAGAAAGAAAAAGAAAAUGAAGUUAAAGAUAGUAAUGUAAACAAAUUGUUUGUUGUUAAUUGCCAUGCCUUAUUGUUGUUUAAAGUUUUGUAAAUCAGUAGAUUAUUAAUAUGUGCGAAAGAAAUGUCCCGUAUAAAUUUGAUUUCUUUUAAAUCAUGUUGUUUUUUGUGGCAUAUACGUAGGGAAGUCAGAAAAUAUCCGGACUUUUGACUCGUUCUCGAAAACCAUUCAAAAUUUUCACUUUUUCAAAAUAUUCUCCACCUAAGUCUACGCAUUUUUGCUAUCUUAGUGGAAGCUUUUGUAUUCACGCUGUGAACCAUGACGUAGACAUAUAAUUAAGGUACUGUUUAACAACAGAUAUGAAAGCCGCCCUGGUCUUAUAUUUCCUUCCAGUAAGCAAUUUUUUCAGAUCUGGAAACAAAUAAAAGUCACAGGGGGCGAGGUCUGGGCUAUAAGGAGGGUGAGACUACAAUUGCAUUUGUCAGAGUUGAUAACCUCCACUGUAGCUGUAGCUGUGGGAGGGGGCGUUAUCGUGAAGAAGGAGGACAUUUUUCUGUGCUAACCUGGGACGCAUUUGCUUCAGCUUUUCUCUGAGAUUUUUCAGUACUUGGCAGUGACAGUUUGACCUUUUGGCAUGAAAUGAGUAAGAAUCAUUCCUCGUGAAUCCCAAAAGGCAGCAAGCAUGACUUUUCCAGCCGAAGGAGACAGCUUAAACUUUUUUAAGAUGUGGGGAACCAGCUCGUUUCCACUGCUUUGACAGAUCUUUUAUCUCAGGUUAGGAAUAAUGAACCCACAUCUCAUCUCCAGUGGUAAUGCUGUUCAAAAACUUAUCUCCUUCACGAUUAAAACGACUUACGAUGUUCUUUUGCAUUGGUUACUUUGGUUGCCUUUUGAUCUGCGGACAGCUGUUUAGGCACCCACCAGACACUUACCUUGCUCAUGCCUAUGUGUUCGUGUAAAAUCUUGUGUGCCGAUGCCUUACCGAUACUAAACUUGUUGGUUAUCUCCUACAAAGUUACUCGACGAUUUUUGUUGACAAAAGCUUUAACAUUUGCUACCAUUGUUGGAGUCACCGCCUCAGCUGACCGCCCAGUCCUAGGCCUGUCACAAACACUUGUUCUGCCUUUACGAAACUGAGAUACCCAGUUGUAGAAGGUUGAACGUGAUACACAUUUAUCAGAAAAUCUUUUUUUAAGCCUCUGAAAGAUGUGGCAGGGCUUUUCACCUUCUGCAACCAGAAACUUUAUUGCAGAGCGUUGUUCCUCUAACAUAGAGCCCAUGAUAGACGAAACACCUUUCAUAUAUCUGAGGGCAAAAUACUUUGUAUACACAAAUAUCAUUUAAAAUAAACUAACCAAGUUAUUGACGAAUGAAUGUAGUUUUCACCAAUAUAUAAUGUAUGCAUAUAGCUGCACGUGGAAAGAGAAGAGCAUGAAAAGUCCGGAUAUUUUCUGACCGUCCCUCGUAUAAUACAAUCAUUUUCAGCUUCGCCAAUUUCUCUAAAUAACUUGGAAUGGUUUCUGUUUUUUCUGAUUGACAGAUAGUUUCGAAUUAAGAUUUAAAAUUGGAAGUCAAAACGGGUUGAAAAUGUAUCAGAUUUAUAAUGUAUAAGAGUAAAAUACAUUAUAAACAAUUUUAUAACUAUAAAUGAUGUUGACGUCAUGAUCUUCAAUCUGUAUCAGAAUAAGGAUAUCUACGGAAUUAUGUUAUCAUUUUAGUGAAAAAUAUCUUUUAGGUUAAAAAAAACUGUUGUUUUUUAUAUUCGUGUUUCAUUGCAACAUUGCUUGGAAUAAAGAUAAAGUUU
This is a messenger RNA of Ruditapes philippinarum (Manila clam), 3386 nucleotides long. RefSeq names its product FMRFamide receptor-like. The record is from RefSeq and is a predicted model, not a curated record. Gene Ontology annotation, cellular component: plasma membrane. Gene Ontology annotation, biological process: G protein-coupled receptor signaling pathway. Gene Ontology annotation, molecular function: G protein-coupled receptor activity. Lineage: Eukaryota; Metazoa; Mollusca; Bivalvia; Venerida; Veneridae.